UUAGAUUCAAAACCGCGGCCAGUUUUUUUAACAUUAAAUUAACGCGUCUGAUUUUAUGGCACAUGUUGCCAUAAAAUAUAACUCCCCCAAUUCUGCAAAACAAAAUCUUAUCAUAAAUUCAUAACAAAUCCUCAACAAUUCUCAAUUUUCCAAUUUCCAAUGACAGGCUACCCGCCCAAUCCUUCAAACUACAGCUACAGCCAACCAUAUGGCGCGCCACCGCCUCCUCAACCGCAGCCCUACGGCUCACACCAGCCUCCAACGGCUCAAUCCUAUGGCUCACAUCAACCUCCAACGGCUCAACCCUACGCCGCGUCACCUUAUCAUGGUGCCACCCCUUCGGCUCCUCCAGCUUACAGCUCUAAACCCGACAAACCCCCAAAAGAUAACUAUUCACAACCAUAUAGUGCACCACCCCACACACAACCACACGGGUCAGGUUACCCUGCUCCUUCUUACGGUCCGCCGGGUCAUGGGCCGUCGGCUUACCCACCAUCCGGUUCAAGUCCAUUCGCGUCGCUGUUACCUUCAACUUUCCCACCGGGUACUGACCCGAAUAUUGUAGCAUGCUUUCAGGUGGCGGAUCAAGAUGGAAGUGGGUUGAUUGAUGAUAAGGAACUUCAAAGGGCUUUGUCUUCGUACAAUCAGAGCUUUAGUAUGAGAACUGUUCAUCUUCUUAUGUAUCUUUUUACUUCCUCAAAUUCUCGUAGAAUUGGCCCCAAGGAAUUUACUCUUCUGUUCUACAGUCUACAAUCCUGGAGGGAAAUAUUUGAGCGAUAUGAUAGGGAUAGAAGUGGCAAGAUAGAUGCUUCAGAACUGCGUGAUGCACUGUAUGGUCUUGGGUUUUCUGUUUCUCCUGUAAUCUUGGAUAUGCUUGUCUCUAAGUUUGAUAAGACAGGGGGGAGGAGCAAGGCCAUUGAAUAUGAUAACUUCAUCGAGUGCUGCCUUACAGUGAAGGGUCUAACCGAGAAGUUCAAAGAGAAGGACAAGAAUUACAGUGGCUCGGCAACUUUUACUUAUGAGGAUUUCAUGCUCACGGUUUUACCUUUUCUAAUAGCGUAAUAGGCCUGUAUGUUCAUUGAUUACUCUUCUGUUUGUAUAAUAGUAUUUGGAAUUAUGUAAUUUUCAUGCUUGGAUGUUGUGGCUAGAUGCAUCAAGAUAUGAAACAAACUCUGUCUCCAGUUGGAGCUGGUUUGAUGAGUGUAUAUGAUGUGGAUUUUCGUCCCUUUUCAUGAUUGUAUCUUGUAUAAAAGAUUUUAGAAUUAUCGAAGCUCUUAUUUUCCGUUGCCAAA
This is a messenger RNA of Amaranthus tricolor (Joseph's coat), 1292 nucleotides long. Its product is annotated as calcium-binding protein CBP-like. Gene Ontology annotation, molecular function: calcium ion binding. Bases 160 to 1062 code for a protein of 300 amino acids. The record is from RefSeq and is a predicted model, not a curated record. NCBI's taxonomy places the organism in Eukaryota, Viridiplantae, Streptophyta, Magnoliopsida, Caryophyllales, Amaranthaceae. The transcript has 5 exons.